AUGCCCAUAAAAAUGGUGAAUACGGGUCGCGGCCGUGGCCGUGGCCGCGGCGGUGGUACGGCUCGGGGACGAGGAGGCGGACGUGGUGGUUCGAAGAAACUGUCUGCUACACCUGCCCCUAAAGCUACAACGACAACUUCGCAGACUACUAGAUCCAGAUCCAAUGCUACUACUCGACUCUCUGCUUCAGAUACACCUGGACCCAAUCAUACUGCCCGUGUAGCUACGGCACCAGCGUCUUCGUCGGCACAGAAGCUCAAGUUAAACUUUAGUGCAACGCGUGCUGGCUCAAGCGCUGGGCGCACAUCAUCGAAUACCCAGGCUCGUCAUGAGCGCAAUUCCAGUAAGGAUAACGAGAAAGCGGAUGGAGAGCCCUCAGCACCGUUGCUUCAAGGCGAUGACGUUGAUGGAGAGCAUGAGUCGGAUGAUAGGGUACCUAGCGAGAAUAUCGACACGGGCGCCCGUCGCAGCGGCAGGGUAGUCAAGAAAUUACGCCAUGAGGACUUUGACUAUGGAAGUGAUGUUCCCCAGGCAGCAGAGCCGGAGCAGAAGCGAGGGAAGAGCUUCAAGCCACAUAAUGUCCAAGUCUUUCAGGUUACCAAACCCUCUCGCAGAAAGCGUGGUCGUUCUUCCAGGCCAUCACCAGUGCCGAAAGCAACACCUCAGGCCGCUCCAGACGUUCAGGUCUCAUCCAGUCCCACAUCCGCAAGUCCUGUUAUCCAUGAAAUCCACAACCUUCAAAUCGAACCGAAGGUCCUCGAAAUCAUGACCCACGUCAAAUCAUCACCGGAGACCCUUGCCGAGUUACCAGAACUCCACAAUGACAAGAACUCAGUGACACCGUACACAGGGACACAACUGAUGCACCUGUACCUCACUGCCCACAACCUGAAGCUCUUCGACAUCUGCGACCUAGUCACCGACACCUGGAUUCGCGCCUUGCACACCCAACGCCGCCGCGACGCACGCGCAAACUCCUCAGGACUCUGGCGUCCCAACCACGUACUCGAGAAACGACUGACUCGCUACCUGAACGCGCGCAACGAAGGCCGUAUCCCGGACGACCCCAUGGAGUUUGAGCGCAACCCGCCCGACUACAAUCUCUCGGUCCAAGACCCAAGACUGGAUCCAGAUGUACUUUCCUUUGACUCCACGCUCCUAGGCGAACUCUACACGCACACGCCUUCAGACUGCGGCGCACGACGUCUUUGGUCGGAUGCUAUUACUCUAGCGGGCGACAAGGCGGCGCACAUGUUUGCUAACAGUACGCAUCGCGGUUUUGUCUGGAAUCAGGAGCUGAAGGAUGAUGUUAUGAAGACGAGUUUGAGGAUGCUGAGGCGUAAGAUUACGUUGAAGAUUGAGGAGAGUACGGAGGGGGCUUGGUGUGAUCGGUACCAUGAGCAUGGAAAAAAGGGAAUCUGCUACCGGGCGAAGGCGGCGCAGGAGGCGAGACGUGAGGCAGAACGGGAAGCAGAACGUGCGGAAGAGGGACAGGUGGAGGCGAAUGCAGGUUGGAGUAGCAGUAGUGAUGAAGACAGUGAUGGGAUGGAAGACAUGAUUCUGAAGGAACUUGAGAAUGAUGAAGGUGACGAAGACAGGGAGGGGAUGGGCGCAAAGAGGCAGAGAUUGAUGUAG
Messenger RNA from Plenodomus lingam JN3, 1635 nucleotides. The record is from RefSeq and is a predicted model, not a curated record. NCBI's taxonomy places the organism in Eukaryota, Fungi, Ascomycota, Dothideomycetes, Pleosporales, Leptosphaeriaceae.